GGGCUCCCACCCAGGACCAUGAGCGCCUAAGAUGGAGACGUCCGCCUCAGCCACUGCCUCAGAGAAGCCAGACGCCAAGAGCGGGAUCCUGGAAGGCACCGGCUUCCCCGACCCGGGCAAGAAAGCCUCUCCUCUGGUGGUGGCCACGGCGGCAGCGGUGGCUGCCCAAGGAGUGCCGCAGCACCUCUUGCCGCCCUUCCACGCGCCCUUGCCGAUUGACAUGCGCCACCAGGAGGGGAGGUACCAUUACGAGACUCACUCUGUCCACGGCGUGCACGGGCCCCCCACCCUGAGCGGCAGUCCUGUCAUCUCCGACAUCUCCUUGAUCCGGCUCUCUCCGCACCCUGCCGGCCCUGGGGAGUCCCCGUUCAACGCGCCCCACCCCUACGUGAACCCCCACAUGGAGCACUACCUCCGUUCAGUGCACAGCAGCCCCACACUGUCCAUGAUCUCCGCAGCCAGGGGCCUCAGCCCCGCCGACGUGGCCCAGGAGCACCUGAAGGAGAGGGGACUGUUUGGCCUUCCUGCUCUGGGUACCAAUCCUUCAGACUAUUACCACCAGAUGACCCUCAUGGCGGGCCACCCCACACCCUACGGGGACCUGCUGAUGCAGAGUGGGGGUGCUGCUGGCGCACCCCACCUCCACGACUACCUCAACCCAGUGGAUGUGUCGCGUUUCUCCAGCCCGCGGGUGACACCCCGCCUGAGCCGCAAGCGGGCGCUGUCCAUCUCCCCGCUCUCAGACGCCAGCCUGGACCUGCAGCGGAUGAUCCGGACCUCGCCCAACUCGCUGGUGGCCUACAUCAACAAUUCCCGCAGCAGCUCGGCCGCCAGCGGCUCCUAUGGGCACCUGUCGGCGGGCACCCUCAGCCCAGCCUUCACCUUCCCCCACCCCAUCAACCCCGUGGCCUAUCAGCAGAUCUUGAGCCAGCAGAGGGGCCUGGGCUCAGCCUUUGGACACACGCCGCCCCUGCUCCAGCCCUCGCCCACUUUCCUGGCCCAGCAGCCCAUGGCCCUCACCUCCAUCAAUGCCACGCCUACCCAGCUCAGCAGCGGCAGCAACUGUCUGGGUGAUGCCAACCAGAGCAAGCAGAACAGUGAGUCGGCUGUGAGCAGCACCGUCAACCCCAUCGCCGUUCACAAGCGGAGCAAAGUCAAGACAGAGGCCGAGGGCCUGCGGCCAGCCUCCCCGCUGACGCUGACACAGGAGCAGCUGGCUGACCUCAAGGAGGACCUGGACAGGGAUGACUGUAAGCAGGAGGCCGAGGUGGUCAUCUACGAGACCAACUGCCACUGGGAGGACUGCACCAAGGAGUACGACACCCAGGAGCAGCUGGUGCACCACAUCAACAACGAGCACAUCCACGGGGAGAAGAAGGAGUUUGUGUGCCGCUGGCAAGCCUGCACGCGGGAGCAGAAGCCCUUCAAGGCGCAGUACAUGCUGGUGGUGCACAUGCGGCGGCACACGGGCGAGAAGCCCCACAAGUGCACGUUCGAGGGCUGCUCGAAGGCCUACUCUCGCCUGGAGAACCUGAAGACGCACCUGCGGUCUCACACCGGGGAGAAGCCGUACGUGUGCGAGCACGAGGGCUGCAACAAGGCCUUCUCCAACGCCUCGGACCGCGCCAAGCACCAGAACCGCACCCACUCCAACGAGAAACCGUACAUCUGCAAGAUCCCAGGCUGCACCAAGAGAUACACAGACCCCAGCUCUCUCCGGAAGCAUGUGAAAACGGUCCACGGCCCCGACGCCCACGUCACCAAGAAGCAGCGCAAUGACGUGCACCUCCGCGCCCCGCUGCUCAAGGAGAACGGCGACAGUGAAGCCAGCACGGAGCCCAGCGGCCGGGGUCCAGAGGGGAGCGCCGAGGCCGGCAGCACCAGCCAGGCCGUGGAGGACUGCCUGCACAUCAAAGCCAUCAAGACCGAGAGCUCCGGGCUGUGUCAGUCCAGCCCCGGGGCCCCGUCGUCCUGCAGCAGUGAGCCCUCUCCCCUGGGCAGUGCCCCCAACCACGACAGCGGCGUGGAGAUGCCCGGGACGGGGCCCGGGAGCCUGGGAGACCUGACGGCCCUGGAUGACACACCCCUGGGAACCGACGCCUCCACCCUGGCUUCCCCCUCCGCCGGAGGCCUGCAGCUGCGCAAACACAUGACCACCAUGCACCGACUCGAGCAGCUCAAGAAGGAGAAGCUCAGGUCACUCAAGGAUUCCUGCUCGUGGGCCGGGCCGGCGCCACACACCCGGAGCACCAAGCUGCCUCCCCUCCCGGGAAGUG
This is a messenger RNA of Carlito syrichta (Philippine tarsier), 2276 nucleotides long. Its product is annotated as zinc finger protein GLI2. The record is from RefSeq and is a predicted model, not a curated record. The transcript is spliced from 12 exons. The annotation marks the transcript as partial. Gene Ontology annotation, cellular component: nucleus. Gene Ontology annotation, biological process: smoothened signaling pathway; regulation of transcription by RNA polymerase II. Lineage: Eukaryota; Metazoa; Chordata; Mammalia; Primates; Tarsiidae. Gene Ontology annotation, molecular function: DNA-binding transcription factor activity, RNA polymerase II-specific; RNA polymerase II cis-regulatory region sequence-specific DNA binding.